UCGCCUCAGCCGCUGCACAGUGCGCCACCACUGUCCCCCCCCAGCGCCUCAGCCGUACGUAGCGCCUGCCUCGGGCCCUCCCUCCCCUACGGGCACAAGUACAAGUACGACAGUCGCCAGCCUGCUUCGAGCUCCCGCCCUCCGCCAUGCGUAUCCUCCCGAACCGCCUGCUGUCUUCCUCUCCAGCACCAGGCGCAAACAUGAAGAGCGAUAGUUCAAUGCGAGCAAAGAACGAUGCGGCGGGCGCUGCAGGGCCCGCGGCGAACGGGCUGGCCCUCAGAGUGGCCAUUCUGCGGGCAAGAAAUCUGGCGGCCAAGGAUCGCAGUGGAACUUCGGAUCCGUACCUCGUCGUAACGCUUGGCGAUGCUCGCGUCGUCACCCAUUCCGUUCCCAAGACGCUCAACCCCGAGUGGAACGUCAUCGAGGAGCUGCCCAUAAGCUCCGUACAAAGCCUGGUGGUGGGCGUCAUAUGCUGGGACAAGGAUCGCUUCGGCAAGGAUUAUCUGGGCGAGUUUGACCUGGCCCUCGAGGAGAUCUUCCAGCCGGAAACCGCCGAGCAAGAGCCGCGCUGGUAUCCUCUCAAGAGCAAGCGCCCCGGCAAGAAGACUAGCAUCGUUUCUGGCGAGGUGCAGCUCCAGUUCACGUUGCUCGACACCACAAACCCCUCCAUCUCCAACCAGGAGCUGUUUGAGAAGUUCUACAACCUGAUCGGCUCAGUUUCCGUCUCCUCUCGGAACGUUACCCCAACGGAGACGCCAUUGUUGACCCCGAGUGCGGCGCGCUCAGGAACCACCUCGUCAGCCGACGGCGUUGGAGACGAAGACGACGAUGAUGACCUUACCGAGCUCGAGGAAGACAUUGCCGAUGAAAAUGAUACCGAGGACCCCUCAAAGCCGGAGACGGCCGAGAAGCGCCGGAGACGGCUCCGCAUCAAGAGCCUGAAGAAGAAGAGGCGACAGAAUCCCUACGCUUUUACCAAUAGCGACUCGGACGUUGUCGGCAUCAUCUACCUGGAAGUCAGCAGGAUUACAGACCUCCCACCCGAAUCGAACUUGACGCGGACCGGCUUCGACAUGGAUCCGUUCGUCGUGGCGUCCCUGGGCAAGAAAACAUAUCGCACCAGGCGGGUUCGACACAACCUCAACCCGGUCUUCAACGAGAAGAUGAUCUUCCCGGUGCAGAACCACGAGCAGCAGUACUCGUUUGCCUUUACCGUCAUCGACCACGACAAGUACUCCGGCAACGACUUCAUCGCGUCUUGCUACCUACCCGUCCAGACGCUUAUAGAAAAAGCGCCCAAGGCGAACCCAGAAACGGGGCUGUACGAGGUCCGCGCUCCCGAGCCAGAACCUGUGCCGGCACCCGCCAUCCCCAAGACCCGUCUUCAGAAGCUGGGCGUGUCCCGUUCCUCGUCCACGCAGAGUCUGAGCAAGUUGAUGCGGUCGCAGACGGCCCCCGUUCGAUCCAACUCGACAAACGGCUCUUCCUCACUCACAGUCCAGGGCGACGGGAUCGCUGUGCAGCCCGGCACCACGCCGUUGGCACCUCUGGAUGCCCUCGCCCCCGGCGUUGACGCUCCGGAGCCGGUCUCGGAGAUGGACGAUCCCGACCUGGCAGAGUACGCUCUGCCGCUGAAGAUGAAGAAUCUGGAAAAAUGGGAGAGCAAGCAUAAUCCCGUCAUCUAUCUCAGGGCCAAGUACGUGCCGUAUCCGGCUCUGCGUCAGCAGUUCUGGCGAGCGCUGUUGAAGCAGUACGACACCGACGGCAGCGGUCUCAUCAGCAGGAUUGAGCUGAGCACCAUGCUCGAUACUCUUGGUUCCACAUUGAAGGACUCGACAAUCGACAGCUUUUUCCAGCGCUUCCCUCACAAGGCUGCCGACAACGAGGACUCGUGGGAGCUCACCUUUGACGAAGCUGUUUUGUGUCUUGAAGAUCAGCUGCAGGCCAAGAGCAGGUCUGGCAACAAGACCCCCGGCCUUGAUGUCAAGAGCCUCAGUCUCUCCGGAAAGUCGUCUGGGGACUCUAGCGGACAGCAGGGCUCCGAGGGCUCAGGCCACUCCACGCCCCAGAUCACGGUCGACCCGCCACCGGGGGCGACGAUUGGUCCCGACAUGACCACGACACCCAACGAAGACGGAGAGGAGGGGUACUUUGACAGAGAGGAUUCAAAGGAAGAACACGUGGUGGAGAUUCGCGAGUGUCCCAUCUGCCACCAGCCUCGCCUGAACAAGCGCAGCGACGGCGACAUCAUCACGCACAUUGCGACGUGCGCCAGCCAGGACUGGCGCCAGGUCAACACGGUCCUCGUGGGAGGCUUCGUGACGGCGAGCCAAGCGCAAAGGAAAUGGUACUCCAAAGUCAUCACCAAGAUCUCCUACGGCGGGUACAAGCUGGGCGCCAACUCGGCCAACAUCCUCGUCCAAGACCGUCUCACGGGGCAGAUCAACGAGGAGAAGAUGAGCGUCUACGUGCGGUUGGGCAUUCGGCUGCUCUACAAGGGACUCAAGUCGAGGGACAUGGAGAAUAAGCGAAUUCGGAGGAUGCUGAAGAACCUGAGCAUCAAGCAGGGCAAGAAGUUUGACGACCCUGCCUCAAAAGAUGAGAUUGAAAAGUUCAUCGAUUUCCAUCGGCUGGACAUGUCCGAAGUCUUGCUGCCAAUUGAAGAGUUCAAGAACUUUAAUGAGUUCUUCUACCGUGCGCUCAAGCCCGGGGCCCGCCCUUGCUCUGCGCCGGACGACCCUCAUAUCAUUGUGUCUCCAGCAGAUUGCCGAUGCGUCGUCUUCAACCAGAUUUCGCAGGCGACCAAGAUCUGGGUCAAGGGCCGCGAUUUCAACAUGAAGAGACUUCUUGGAGAUGCGUAUCCAGAGGAUGUGUCGCGGUACGAGAACGGCGCCCUGGGCAUCUUCCGACUGGCUCCCCAGGACUACCACCGAUUCCACAUCCCCGUCGACGGCGUCCUGGGCAAGCCCAAGACGAUUGAGGGCGAGUACUACACGGUCAACCCGAUGGCGAUUCGCUCGGCGUUGGACGUGUACGGCGAAAACGUGAGAGUGCUCGUGCCCAUUGACAGCGAGUGUCACGGGCGGGUCAUGGUCAUUUGCGUAGGAGCCAUGAUGGUGGGCAGCACGGUGAUUACGCGCAAGGAGGGCGAGCGCGUGCAUCGAGCCGAGGAGCUGGGCUACUUUGCCUUUGGCGGUAGCACGGUGCUGUUGCUGUUUGAGCCCGGCAAGAUGCGGUUUGACGACGACCUGGUGGACAAUUCCAACGGAGCCCUCGAGACCUUGAUUCGUGUUGGCAUGUCGAUUGGCCACUCGCCGAACACAGGCCAGUGGACUCCUGACAUGCGCAAGGAUGAGCAGGACAUCACGGAAGCCGACAAGCAGGACGCGAAGCGACGAAUCCAGGGCAGCGGCGCGCUGGAGGAGGAAUCGCCCGGCGACAGCGGUGAUGAGGACCGGGGAAAGAAGCGGACGUCGCUUCCGCCCACGGUCAACACGCUGGCAGCCUCAGCUUUGUAGAGAAAGGACGGCCAUGGCCGGUUCAGAGCAUGAAGCCAUUGUACACUGGAGUUGCGAGCCUUGCUGUCAUUGGAUACACCUUAUGAAUUCAAGAUUUAUUAUUCGAUGUAACUCCGUUUCC
Molecule: messenger RNA, 3639 nt
Organism: Trichoderma citrinoviride
Lineage: Eukaryota; Fungi; Ascomycota; Sordariomycetes; Hypocreales; Hypocreaceae
Exons: 6
Coding region: 147-3518 (1123 amino acids)
Biological process (GO): phospholipid biosynthetic process
Molecular function (GO): phosphatidylserine decarboxylase activity; calcium ion binding
Source: RefSeq, a predicted model, not a curated record